This is a messenger RNA of Lingula anatina, 2413 nucleotides long. RefSeq lists its product as uncharacterized. NCBI's taxonomy places the organism in Eukaryota, Metazoa, Brachiopoda, Lingulata, Lingulida, Lingulidae. The record is from RefSeq and is a predicted model, not a curated record.
GCUGACACACCACAGAAGACAGCUCUAGCUCGGUAUCAAUAUGGCCGUGGUUUCAAACUUGUUUGUGAUUAGUUUUGCUGUGAUUCAAGUGGCAGCAGAGACCUGCCUGCAGGUCACUGAAGACAAUGGCGCACGAUAUCUUCGCUGCUUCGCCACUUUUGACGCCAAGGUCACGUGGGUGACGGCCAACGCCACGUGCUCUCGCUUUGGUUGGUCCCUCGUGCAGGUUGAUACCCAACAAGUACAAGUUCAUGUCCAGAGAUUGCUAGGGAAUCGUGGUUUUGAAGCAACUUGGCUUGGCGCCUAUAGCGAAAGUUACCAACUUCAUGGUGGGGAAUCUCUCUGGAAGUGGCUAAGUGGUACGCCCGUGGAAGACACGUAUAAUGACUGGGCGGAGGGAGAACCCUCAGCGUGGUGGCCUUACUACCUGGGGGAAAGAGAAUGUGGCUUUAUGCAGGCAGAGCGGGGGUGGCGCUGGGGAGCGUCCCCUUGUGAUUCCGAGGAGAACGCGGCCUUCCCGUAUAUUUGUCAAUUUGGUAUCGAACUAUCAAAUGGUACGGAGACUUCUGUCGUUCCUGCGCCCGUUUCUUCAACGAACAAUCCCAAAACGACAGCAGUGGCCGACAUUGGGACAACUACGGCACCAACCAGUGUAACAUCUACCAUUGUGCUUCCAGUCACAGCCUCCACGAUAAAGCCAACUACAUCGGCAGCAACGUCAACAUCAUCAGUGACAACAGUGCCAGCUACAACAACUACAACUACUAUCCAAAAUACAACAAAUGGACACAAUAACAGUAGUGCAGGACCAAAAACAUCCACAUCACCAUUUGGUACCAGUACGACGACGCCUAGCCAGAAUCUCCUGAAUAUAACCGUAACAGCUAACACAACGACAGGCAUAAGUACAACCGCUGCACCUUUUGUCAACUUGACUUCACGAGUUACUGAGACGUCAGCACAUGUUCCCAUGACAACGGUCCCCGUUGCCGUGACAACAGCCACUGAUGGUAACGUAACUGCUAGUCCUAAUAUAAAUACAACACCUGUUGGUACAACUUCCACAAAAACGCCCUCAACUGGUGCCAUCUCAACAACAAUUGGUACCAUGACAACGGCUUUACACGUGCCAAUUACAACAACUGGAAAAAAUAUGACAACAGCAGGGACAAAUAUGACAACACCAAGUACUAGAGCUGCGUUACAAAGUUCCACAAUGCCCAGUAUCAAUGUUACAACGACAGAAACAACAGUCUUUACCAACACCACAGCAUCUGGCACAAGUAUUACCCCACCAACGGCAACAACAGCAUCUGGUACAAGUAUUACCUUACCAACAACAACACCAUCUGGUAAAAGUAUUACCUUACCAACAACAACAGCAUCUGGUACAAACAUUACCUCACCAACGGCAACAACAGCAUCUGGUACAAAUAUGACCUCACCAACGGCAACAACAGCGUCUGGUACAAAUAUUACCUCACCCACGGCAACAACAGUAUCUGGUACAAAUAAUACCUCACCACUGGCAACAACAGCAUCUGGUACAAGUAUCACCUUACCAACGGCAACAACAGUAUCUGGUGCAAGUAUUACCUCAGCAACGGCAACAACAGUGUCUGGUACAAGUAUUACCUUACCAACGGCAACAACAGUAUCUGGUACAAGUAUUACCUCACCAACGGCAACAACAGUAUCUGGUACAGGCAUUACCUCACCAACGGCAACAACAGUAUCUGGUACAAGUAUUACCUCACCAACGGCAACAACAGUAUCUGGUACAGGUAUUACCUCACCGACGUCAACAACAAUGACUUCAAAUCAUACAUUACCCGCCAACCUCACCGCUGUCCCCACGAAAACAAAUGGCACAACAGCAGCGCCAUCCACCACAACGCCUUUUAGUUACAAUAGUAAAACACCCAUCAUCAAUAAUUCAACACUGCUUACCACUGUCUUUGUAACAAAUGUUACAUCAACGGCACCAAUAACUACAGCAUCUCUGCAAAAUGUAACGAACACCUCAGCGACAGUGACGGCGACAGUAAAUACAUCAAAUAGUGAAACUUCAACAAAUUCUUUCUCUACCGGAAGUAACGAGCCGCUUGUUAUAACGAGCACUUUGGAAACGCCUUCCACAGGCGGCAGUACGGCAGCGCCAUCUAGUGGCGGGAACUCUGGGACACCUAGUGGCGUCACAGAGCAGACAGCAGUUGUGGCCUCUGUCGUUGGUGUAAUCGUGGUGAUUGUUCUGAUAGCAGUGGCACUGUUUAUCAGAAAGCGAAGGAAGAAUCGAAGUUAUACCCACCUUACUGAGGUCUGUUCUAUGGAGAUCGUGGCGACACCUCCCGGGGGUGUGACAAGAUACGGGAGCGCGGGAACUGUGGACCAAAGACAAUCUCUAGCAUGCUAA